Alternaria alternata is the source of this 6093-nucleotide messenger RNA. RefSeq lists its product as hypothetical. The record is from RefSeq and is a predicted model, not a curated record. Lineage: Eukaryota; Fungi; Ascomycota; Dothideomycetes; Pleosporales; Pleosporaceae. The coding region runs from base 45 to 5810 and encodes 1921 amino acids. The transcript is spliced from 13 exons. Gene Ontology annotation, molecular function: nucleic acid binding; ATP binding; pyrimidine nucleotide-sugar transmembrane transporter activity. Gene Ontology annotation, biological process: pyrimidine nucleotide-sugar transmembrane transport. Gene Ontology annotation, cellular component: Golgi membrane.
GAUUUCCAGAUCUACCCGCGAAUCCAACGAGAGCUGAACCCACGAUGGUUGUCAGAGCUGCUUCAGGAACCCUGGGCGGGGUGUCGAUGAAGCACCUGUCCCUUGUGACGCUCACCUUCCAGAACUCCGCCCUCAUCUUGAUUAUGCAUUACUCAAGGGUAAUGCCUCUAGCUGGAGAGCAGAGAUAUCACGCAAGCACAAGCGUCUUUCUGAAUGAAGUGAUCAAGCUAGCUAUAAGCUUGACUAUGGCAUUAUACGAGAUGUCCGGCAACCUUCCUUCGAACACGACCGUCCCGACUUUGUUCCGCACCAUGACGACCGCGAUGUUCACCAACGAGAGCUGGAAGCUUGCGAUACCCGCGGUCUUAUACACGAUACAAAACUCCCUUCAAUAUGUUGCUGUCAGCAAUCUGGAUGCUGCAACCUUCCAAGUUACCUACCAACUCAAGAUUCUGACGACGGCUAUCUUCAGCGUUUUGAUGCUAGGCCGACGCCUCUCGACACGCCAAUGGUUAUCUUUACUACUUCUCAUCGUCGGCGUAUCCAUUAUACAAGUACCGCAAGCGACCGCACCUUCAGCCACAGCAGGGGCAGGAUCGUCGUCAUGGACGAAGACACUGGAGCAACUACAUGAUUUAGGCGAGAAUGUCGCUGGGCGGGUCUUGAAGCGAUCUGGUUCAUAUGAGGGUAUACACGAGGAUCGUGCAGCUCAGGUACCUCGCAUGAAUAGUCGGGUUGGGCUCUUGGCUGUUCUGAUCUCCUGCGCCCUCUCAGGCCUGGCUGGAGUCACCUUCGAAAAGAUACUGAAGGAAUCUUCGAGCGCAAAGCUGACACCGCUCUGGGUGCGCAACUGCCAGCUCUGUUUUUGGUCACUGUUUCCUUCGCUAUUCUUGGGUGUUAUCUGGAAGGACGGAGAAGUGAUAGCAAAGACUGGGUUCUUCGUUGGUUACAACUGGGUGGUGUGGACGGCCAUUGGCUUUCAGGCAGCCGGCGGUGUCAUUGUUGCGCUCGUCAUUAACUAUGCGGACAACAUUGCGAAGAACUUCGCGACGUCGAUUUCGAUUUUGCUCAGUUGUAUAGCCAGUGUGUACUUCUUCGAUUUCAAGGUGACGCGAUCGUUCUUCAUGGGCACCUGUGUCGUGCUGCUCGCUACCUAUCUCUACACCAAGCCUGAGCGGGGCUCGCAAUUGCCCCCAGUUAGGAUUGCCGACUUCGAGAAGACCACAGUCGAUCGCACGUAUGAUGCAGAUAUGCCUCGGAGCCCCACAGGCUAUAUCAUGGGCGACAGGAAUCAUCCGUCUAAUAACCCCCAGCGGCUCGGCGCUCCCCGUCGCGCAUCGCAGUACGACGUUCUUCGGUCCCAGUUCAAACAGCAAGAAAGACAAAUCGCUCUUCGAGACCGUUAUCGUGCCACUCAGCACGAGCAUCCCAUAUACGACGUGGUGGAGGAUUAUGAUGAUUCGUAUGAUCAUGGUCCCCAACUUGACUCAUUUGAUGAUAGACUGCUUCAACAGCCAGUCCCUAAUCGCCUGCAACAAGCUGCACUAGGCAGGACGCGGCUGUCAUUUGCACCUGGCCCGUCCACGUUCAUUAGCAAUGCAGCGCCCAGUCAACCGCAGCAGCCUUUCCGUGCUCAUAGAAACACGAUAUAUGAUGAGGAAGGUACUUUUAACUCUGGCCCCCAAAAUGCAGCUACUCAUCGAGAAGCCGAAUAUCACCUGCGUCCCAAACAAUUCGUGCGGGGUCAACUAAGUCGUUUCGCCCACAAUCCCGGGCCCUUCCCAGAAACAAGUUCAGAUGUACCACUCGGCCGCUCAUCCAGCCCAGCGUUCAAGGCAAGCCAGAGGCGUGCUAAGCAAGUCAUUCCCACCACACCCCAACGCGAAGCAGAACCUCAACUCUUCGAGGAUGAAUUCCAAUCCCCUAUUGAGGACCAUCAACGACACUAUCUGCGUCCUUGCAAACAGCUUGUCCAGAAUGGCUUGCAACCGAGAGAGGAUGUCAACCCUCAACAUCGUCAACAUCGUCUUCCAAAGUCGCAGCCAAACCCAGUCGAUCUGUCUCAUGCCCUUCCCACGUGCCAGGGCAUUCGUCUCGUCCCUGUUACAACUCUACCCAAUCGUCUCCGGACCGUGUUUCCCUAUCCGACUUUCAAUGCCGUACAAUCCAAAUGUUUCGAAAGGGUGUUUAAUACCGACGACAACUUUGUGCUUGCAUCUCCUACGGGAAGCGGAAAGACUGUCAUCCUUGAGCUUGCCGUGUGUCGCGCUGUUGCCACCAACGCGACGGGUCAAUACAAGGUGGUUUACCAAGCGCCGACCAAGGCUUUGUGCUCCGAGCGCCAACGUGACUGGGAAGCCAAGUUCAAUCAGCUCGGGCUCAAGUGUGCUCAGCUGACCGGUGACAGCGACGCAGGGGAUCUUCGCAACGUGCAGAGUGCCAAUAUCAUCAUAACUACACCCGAGAAGUGGGAUAGCAUGACUAGGAAGUGGAAAGAUCAUGAGAAGCUCAUGAGAUUAAUUCGAGUGUUUCUCAUCGACGAAGUCCAUAUACUCAGAGAAGAUCGCGGUGCCACACUCGAGGCGGUCGUGUCGCGGAUGAAGUCCAUAGGCACCAACGUUCGCUUUGUAGCUUUGUCGGCCACGGUGCCUAACUUUAAUGACAUCGCAGCAUGGUUAGGGAAGAAUUCGUCCGAAUCCAACACCCCGGCUGCUAACGAGAAAUUCGGUGAAGAGUUCCGCCCGGUCAAACUGCAAAAAUAUGUUCGAGGUUACAAUACCAGCUCCACCAACGAUUUCGGGUUUGAGAAGGUGCUCGAUGCUAGGAUCCCUGAGGUCAUUGCUACCUAUUGUAAGCGGAAGCCGAUAAUGGUUUUUGGUGCGACCAGGAACUCUACGGCCAAUACAGCAAAGCUCAUUGCGAAAUGGUGGGAAUCGUCAUCUAGCAGGAAUCGCAUGUGGGAACCUCCCUCCAAGCUGCCUGCGCUCUCUAACAAAGAGCUUCGGGAAACUGUGGCUUCAGGUGUUGCUUUCCAUCAUGCAGGGCUUGACCUGGACGACCGGAUGCAGGUUGAGAAAGGUUUCAUUGCUGGCGAGAUCAAUGUCAUUUGCUGCACUUCAACGCUCGCAGUUGGUGUCAACCUACCCUGUCAUCUCGUAAUCAUCAAGAACACGAUGUCCUGGGGUGCGGAAGGACUCCAGGAGUAUUCGGAUCUGGAGAUGAUGCAAAUGCUUGGCCGCGCAGGACGACCUCAAUAUGACGACUCAGCAGUAGCGGUUAUCAUGACUCGACAAGCAAAAGUCCGCCGUUACGAGAAGUUGGUAACUGGCCAAGAUCUUAUAGAAAGCAAGCUCCAUCUCAACUUGGUGGAUCAUAUGAACGCCGAAAUCGGACUGGGAACGAUCAGCGACCUACUGUCGGCCAGAAAGUGGCUCAGAGGCACGUUUCUUUACGUCCGGCUCCAGCAGAAUCCCAACUUCUACAAGCUAGAUGGCUCUCGAAGUGGUCAGAGUAUCGAAGAACAGGUCGAUGAUAUAUGCUUUCGUGACAUUACCCUCCUGCGCGAGACCAAUCUCAUAUCUGGCGAAGAGUACUUUCGAUCUACAGAGUUUGGUCAAGCUAUGGCACGAUACUACGUUAACUUCGAUACUAUGAAAACAUUCAUGGGACUUGGGUCAAAGUCCACGCCUUCUGAGAUACUCUCAGCUAUGGCUCAAGCUACCGAGUUCUCAACCAUACGUUUCCGGCAAGGCGAAAAACCCUUUUAUAAAAUGCUAAAUAAGUCGCCUUCGAUCCGUUGGCCCAUUCCUGUCAACCUUGAUCUCCCAGCCCAGAAAGUAUCCCUCAUCAUCCAGUCUGUCCUCGGAUCCGCCGUUAUCUCAUGGGAUGGCGAGGCGGGCAAACACCGCUCGCAAUACGUAACUGAGACACAGAUUAUCUUCAAAAACAUCAGUAGCCUUGUGCGAUGUAUUAUUGACUGCCAGAUCAUCUUAGCGGACUCAGUCAGCAUUCACAGUGCCCUUAUGCUCGAGAGAAGUUUAGGAGCGAGGAUUUGGGAUGACAGCCCACUACAGAUGAAGCAGAUCGACACUAUCGGCGUUAUCGCGGUCAGAAAGCUUGUCAACGCUGGCUUGAGAUCGAUCGAGGACCUUGAAGGUUGUGAGCCUCACCGAAUCGAAGCGCUCGUUGGCAGGAAUCCACCGUAUGGUCUCACGAUACUUGAUAUGGUCCGGUCGUUCCCAAAGCUUCGCGUGUCGCUUCAUGCCCAGCCUGCGACUGUGAUCACAUCUCACGAUGGAGUGAGAAUUCAGAUCAAGGCAGAUAUUGGCUUCAUCAACGAACAGCCGCCGCAGCGUUUCAACGAUAGAUUGAUCUAUGUGUGUCUUCUGGUUGACACCUCGGAUGGUCGCAAGAUACAUUUCGCACGCAUCAGUGGCCCAAAGCUUGGUUCAGGUCAAAGCAUCACAGUCCCAGCUCUCUUGACAAGCCCAGAUCAAUCUAUCAACUGUUACGUUAUGUCUGGCAGUAUGCGUGUUGCCACCAUCAAGCCUAAGAUAGCUCCCUCCAUGUUUCCGUCGUUGAACACUCGCAAGUCAGACGUUGCAAUGUCACAUCAAUCCAACGUGUCAAAGCGUCGUACUGAAAUUACCAGACCAAAUCGAAAGCUGACAGCUACCAGCGAGGACUUCGGAGAUGGUGACUUGGACGACGACACACUUGUAGGUGCUUCUCUCCGUGGUUUCGACUUUGAUCAGAUCGAAAACUAUGCCGACCCUAUUGCAACGGUUUCACAAAGGAACGCCGAGAAGAGUAAGCCGGCCAAGGCUAAAGACGCUGGAAAGAGCAAGAAUAUCACACGGCCGCUCGAUGCUGCACCUUGUGACAAAGACGAAGAACCGGUACAGCUAGCCAACGGCAAGUGGGCAUGUAAUCACGCGUGUAAAGAUCGGCUUGCUUGUAAACACCUUUGUUGCAAGGAUGGUAUGGACAAACCACCAAAGAAGAAGGCCAUGGUCAGACGCGUCCCAUCAGGAGAAGAUCGGCCGGAACCAACGCAGAAAGCACCAGUUUCGAAAGGCAAACAAACACAGACCAAGUUCCAGCUUACAGCAUCCAAGCGAAAGGUCUCAGCGUCUAUUGACGAACUCGAUCUUACACAACAAGAGAAGAAGCAAAAGGCGAAUUUCGGCGUGAACGGCCCAAGAGAUUAUCGUGGUCUACAUCAGCUGCACAAGACCGCCCAGGGUAAAGAGCUGCCUACUUCAUUGAACUCCGUCAUGUACAAGAAACCUACCUACUGCUAUUCUCAAGGUGGUGAGCAUAGCCUUGACUUCAUGGGUUCUACAGCCGAACGGCCACCGACUUCAAGCGACUACGGAGACUUUUUGAGCGACAUACAAGAGCCUGAAGACUUCAUGGGCAAUGAGGCUGCAGCACCAAUGUACGAAUCGGAUACAUUUGGGGACGACAACUCCAUGAUGGAAGACGCUAUGAUCGGCCUUGCCGACUCCCAGGAUCUACAGGCGGUGCGCGAGAGUGAGGGUGAUAUCAUGCAGCCUCUUGAGAAUGCUCUCGAUGAUGCCGACGGUAUGCGCUAUGGUCAAGACGACAACCCCAUGAAUUCCCCAUCACUUUUUGUUGGCGGCACGAGCAGCCCUCAAGCCGAAAUCGCAGACAUAUUUGACAUGCUCGAUGAGAAGCUGGCCAAGGAUUCAUCAGUCGACGAAAAUCCGGUACCCGAAGCAUUCAAAGAUCUUGAACCAUGGAUAUUCCAAGAGUUCGGCGAUAUCGUAGAGCUUGUUGAUGAAUGAGGGAGCAUUGUGUGAAGAUACUGUGACGCAAUAGGAGGGCAGCAUGGACAAAUGCGUAUGUGUAUGUCUGUGUCGGAGAUACAAUAAGUGAGUGGUGUUACACGCGUCUUUCAGACACUGACAAUGCCAUUGUUUCCAAACUCUAGCCGUACUUUUCUUUGUUGUAUCUAUCUACGCUAUCAAACGACAUCUAACAGUGCCAUUCUGGGAGACGAAAGAGCGGGGAACCCAAUAGCUGGAAUUUCCCAUGAUCCCGUAGCUGUGGUACUUGAAAACAACGUUC